This is a messenger RNA of Moneuplotes crassus, 4048 nucleotides long. The record is from the annotation of a GenBank genome assembly. NCBI's taxonomy places the organism in Eukaryota, Ciliophora, Spirotrichea, Euplotida, Euplotidae.
AAAUUCCGCAAAACUAAAGAUGAGCACAAUAGAUAAGUUAGCGAUUCAGGGAAUACGUGCAUUUAGUCCUUUUGAAGAGCAAAAAAUAGAGUUUUUCUUACCAUUAACUCUAAUCCUUGGACAAAAUGGAGCAGGAAAGACGACGAUAAUAGAAUGCUUAAAAGCGAUGGUAAGUGGCGCAAUGCCUCCCAACACGAAUAAAGGAAAGACAUUUAUUCAUGAUCCGAAAGUAUCAAAUGCAUCAGAGACAAAGGCUGUGAUUAAGUGUAAAUUUAAGAGUCAUGGGCAGAAAGAAAUUUUUGCUCUUAGAUCUUACCAACUUUUGAACAAGAAAGAUAAAAAGCAAGAAUUCAAGAAGAUGGAGCAACUUCUAAAGGGACGUGAUAAAAAUGGAAGAGAAGUAUCAAUUAACAAGAACUGAGCUGAAAUGGACAGACAAGUUCCAAUGCUACUUGGAGUUUCAAACUCCAUUCUUGAAAAUGUGAUAUUCUGUCAUCAAGAAGAAAGCUUAUGGCCCUUCUCUGAUCAAGCUAAUUUGAAGAAGAUCUUUGAUGAAAUAUUUGAGACUACCAAGUACACUAAAGCAUUGACUGAGCUCAGAGAUCUGAAGAAACAGUUCAACUCUUUUGCAAAGGACUAUAAGAACCAACUUGAUGUGAUGAAGAAGGACUUUGAAAUCUAUCGAAAGCUAAAAGAAGAUGAAAAGAGGGAGAAAGCUCUUUAUCAAGAGAACCAUCAAAUCUGUGAGAAGUACAGAAAGCAGAUACAAACUCUAAGCGAAGAAUUAGAAGAUAUUGAGAAGUUUGAAGAUAAUCUACGCAAGAUUGAAAAUCAAAUAUUUCAGGAGAAAUCUAUUUUGAGCAAUAUGAUCCCUGAAUAUGACAAAAUUUGAAAGUCCCUUGGAGUAGAUGCGAUAGAUGACCCUUCUCUAAAUGAGACCGAUGACUUCAAGAAAAAGCAGGAUGAGAUGCUUGAGAAAAAGAACAAGGAACUCCAAAAAGCAGAAGGAGAUAUGAAAAGGCUAAGAGAGAAUCAGAGCAAGAUGAUUGGAGAAAAGGGAACUCUUCAAGGAUCUCUUAAUCAUAAAAAGGAAAGAUUAGCUAAGAUCAAUAAAGCUUUGAUGAAAAAUCUUGAAAUAAUUUUCAAAGAGCUCCAAGAGAGGUUCUCUGAUCCUUAUCGAGUAAAAUCACUGCUCACAGGCAGUAAUGGCAAGGGAGCAUUCUUACUGAUUUCUAAAGAAGUCAAUGGUUUCACAGAUGAGAGGAAACAGAUUCUCAGAGAAUAUGAAGAACAAGCUAAAGGACUUGAAAAUCAGGUUCAAGUAUUGGAAAAACAUCUGGCUGAAAUCCGGAUUAAAAUUGACUUGAAGAACCAAGACCUUGUGAAGCUAAAGGAUAAGCAUAAUGUGAUGAAAGAAGAUGAAGCUCUUGGCAACGAGAACACAGCUGAACUAAAAAUAAUUGAUACCAGACUUGAUGAAAUUAGGAAAGAACUUGAAGAAACUGGAGCUGAUGUUGCUUCGAUGCAAUAUUCAGAAGAGAACUUCUCCACACCAAAGAAAAUCAGAAGUACUGUCAAGAAUAUGGAAACUCUUAGUGAGCAAAAGAGAGCAGUCCUUACUGACAUGGAAGAGAUGGAAAAAGAACUUGAAGAAAAGCAAGGCAUUGUCAAACUUCUGGGAAAAAUCAAAGAUACUGAAGAUAGAAAACUUGAAUUAGAGAAAACAUACACUGAAAACAUAGAAAAAGUUGCCUCCAAGUUGAAAUCUUUCAGUAAAGUUAUCAUGAAGAGGAAUAAGAAUAACAAUAUGGCUGCUGUUGAAGAAAUUAUUAAAGACACUAAGACUAAAAUAGCUUGACUUCACCAGGAAAAGAAUGAGUUAGUCAGAAAACAGAUACAUUCAGAAAAUGAUGCUAAGACUCUAAAAGACCACUUGAAAUAUCUUGAGGAGAAAAAGGAGCACUUAUCCGAAGAAGUGACUAAACUCGCAUCCAGCACUUUGGAUAUCGAAGUAGACACCUACUCAGAUCUCAUUGAAGCCAAGAAUGAUGAAACUCUAAGCUGCGUUUACGAUAGACUUAUCAAAAAGAAGGCGUCUUCUAAUAGCACAAGGUUUGAUGAUUUCUCUAAAUAUCUGACUGAUUACUGCCAUGAAGAAAAGAAAUGAUAUCUCUGCAAGAAAGAAAUGAAGAAGAGCAAGGCUAAGACAAUUCCAAAGUUGCUGAAGGAGUAUCAGGAGAAGAGCUCCGAAAGCUCAGAUGAAGAGAACGAAGACCUCAUUGAUGACAAGAUUCUUCUUUGUGGCAAGAUUAAGUACAUCAUGAAUGAACUCAUUGUUGAUAUUGAGACUGAUAUAGAAAAAACUAAGGCAAAAAUUGGAGAUAUGAGUCAACCGACAACUGAAGAAGAUAUCUUAUUUAAGGAGAAAGAGAUAUCUGAAGUUGAAGAAAAACUUGAGAGUUUGAGUCAGAUCAAAGCUGAAAUUCAACAAAAUGAAAGCUUUAAAUUAGAUCUUAGAAGAAAUGAUGCUGCACUUGAAGGAUUCCAGACCCAGUUGAAAGAAAAUGGGUAUGAAGGAUAUAUUGAAGAUGACUAUAAAACACUUCAGUCAGAGUUGAGUAAGAAGAAAGGAGAAUUCAAACAACUUGAAAAUGAAUAUGAUUCACAAAGACAAGAAAGAGAUAGAGUUCAGAAGUUAGUGACAAACCUACAAUUUGAAGCGCAUAACCUCAAAGAAAAGAAGCUUAAAAUUACUCAAAUAAAGGCAAGCUUGGUUGAGAGCAUGAAUACCAUGAGAGCUUUAGAGAAAGAUAUACAAAAUCUUGAAUCAGAUAUUGGUUCCAAAAUAAAUGAGGAGAAAGAUCUUGCUGAGCAAAUAGAGAAUCUUCAAAAUAGCAAUGAGACUUCUAUAUCACCAAUCCAAGGAAAGAAGAACAAGGCAGAUAUCAUAUGGAAUUCCAUAGAGAAGCCAUUCUUCGAUUGCUCGAGACUUAUAGAAGCUAUCGACAAUGAAGCAAUCGAUGAAGAUGAGAUUGAAAAAGUACAUGAAAUGAUCAAUAAACUAGAGAAAGAUCUGAAAUCUGAAUCUGUAGAUUUAGUGGAGAAAGAGAAACUUAUUGAAGUAAUAAAGAAAGAUAUCCUCCAAAUACCAUCAAGUAAUAAAAAGAUUGAACUCCUAAGAAAAGGAAGAGAAUUACUUACUGAAAUAGAGAGGAUCAAAGAAAGUUUGGCUAAUAAAUGUAAAUAUGAAGAGGAAAUUAAUCAAUCGAAGGAGAAAAAGAGGCAAGUAUUGAAGAGCCUCGACGAACUAAAGACUAGAUACAAUAUGACUGCAGGAAGCAAUCAACAGCUAGAGAAGAAUAUCAAGAGUACAAAGUUACAACUUCAUUCUAGAACUUAUGAUAACAUUACUAAGAGGAUAACCCAGCUUGAGAUAAGACAUUCUCUUACUAAACUGAUGACACAGGAGAUUUCUGAAAAGCAUGAUGUGACUGAGGAUGCUCUAAGAAUGUAUCAUCAUAGUAAGAUGAAAGAGAUCAAUGAAACCAUUGAGAAUUUCUGGAAGCUGACAUAUAAAGGAGAUGAUAUAGAAACUAUUGAGAUCAAAUCAGACCAAGAUGAGGAAAAGUCUAACAGAAGACUGAGAUCUUACAACUACAGAAUUGUUCUUAAGAAAAAGAAUGGUGCAGAACUUGAUAUGAGAGGGAGAUGAUCAGCAGGCCAGAAGGUGCUCUCUUCAAUCAUUAUUAGAAUAGCAUUAGCAGAGACAUUCUGAUCCAAUUGUGGCAUCCUUGCUUUAGAUGAGCCUACUACAAACUUGGAUAAGGAAAAUAUUGUAGGUCUUGUUGAAAACCUCCAAAUCUUGAUAAAUGAGAGGAAAUCCGACACAAACUUUCAAUUGAUUAUUAUCACUCAUGACAAUGAGUUCCUGAAUUUGCUUGGAGGCGAAUACUGUGAAAAAUAUUGGGAAGUGACAAAAGACAGAGAUGGAUAUAGCAAGAUCAAGAAAGAAGACUUAAAGAAGCUUACUUAAUUCCUUGAAAAUUUG